AUGUUAUUCACACCCGCCAAUGGGCUCUCCACGUCCAUACCCGGUUCCAGAGUUGGCUCUGACAAUGGCAAUGCAAUGUACUUUCAGUCAAAUGUGCACAACCACAGUGUAGUGCAGACAGACAUGAUGCAAACGGCACCAUCAGCCUCUGAAGCCUCGCUGGCUGUCAAUCAUGGCACCGCAUUCCAUCACCAAGUAGUAGAGGGCACGCCCCCACCCCGGAAGCUUGAGAACCCCUUCAGAAAGUGUCGGGGCACAUUCGGAAGCUUUAAACUCAACCCCCGCUUCAGGCUCACCAAGAGCCGACAGCAUGGGUACAUCAAGUAUGAGAAUCCUCGACUUCCUGCCGGGUCCUCCAGUCAGGAGGUUACAGGUCCCAUCGCUCGACAAAAGCCCUGGGGAAUCGAUAACAGCAGACGUCGUGCAGUCUCCACUAUUCAUGAGGCAAACUCGUCAGAUUCCGAUGGCUCUGAAGUGGAAGAGCUUGAUCACCCUGAAGCUUGCACAAGAUCCGAUGACACACUGCGACAGCUGGAGCAAGAUCACCGCGACGCAGCUGCCCUCGCUUUGUCGAGGAACGGAAUGACCUCCGCAGAAGCUGCAGAUGGCGAAAAUCUGAGGAAGAGUGUGCAGCGUUCCCUCGGCCUCAUUCAAGUCAGCACAAACCCUAUGACGAGGAGGAUGCUCGAGCGCGGCAGUCCUGAUGAGCUAGUGUUUUUCGCUUUCUACUGCCGCAACUGGUUACCAGGACGCAGUACUCUUGGUGCCGACAAUGUAUGGCAGGAGGACUUUCUACUCUUGGGACAAAACCGCUACGUUUAUCACGCCUUUAUGAGCAUCCCAGCCGUCCACAUUCUCGACAUGAUACCGUCGCGGCGUAGCCUUGGGCUUGCCAACUACCUCUUGGAAGAAGCGAACAAGGGCAUAGACGCUUCGUUCGAACAGUACAACUCUGGACAACUUCUCUCUUCCACCCAAUUGGACUGCACACUCACGACACUGAUCGCCUUGGUCAUCCAGGAUACCAACCUCCCUGAACGUCGUCGCAAGAUGCGCGACCACUGUCCUUGGCUGGAUGCCCUGUACUGCUGCGAACAGCUACUUGAGCGCCACAAUCCCCAUGCCGGCUACUACAAUCCGGAAAACGUUCAAAUGUCGUCAUUACGCGCUGCGCAGUGCAAACUCGUAGCCCGCGGCAUCAUUACAGCUGAGACGAUGCUCCCAUUUGAGCCUGCGCUCCAGUACUCGACGUACGAUGGAAGCAAAGCCUCUAGCCGCUUUAGAUGGUUGAGAUACGGCAACAUCAAAGACAGGCACCAAAUCCAGGGUGGUGUAGGAAUGUGCAGGCGCUUGCUAGAACUGAUGCGACAGAUCACGCUGUGGUCGGGAGCCAUGUCCCAGAGCGAUGCAAGCGGGGGCAACAUGCUCCAGGUUGAAAACAUUAUGAAUUGUCUUGAGGAUAUGCGUCAAUGGGCUCCCAACUUCUUGACAUGGGAUGAGGCCAAGGAAGGGCCCCCAACCAAGGUCUGGGUCGACAGCCACUUCGCAGGCUUGGAGCCAAAGUCUACGCACAAUGCCGGCUGCUCAGGUUGCCAAGAGAUCAUCCAGACGUUCUGA
This is a messenger RNA of Emericellopsis cladophorae, 1617 nucleotides long. RefSeq lists its product as uncharacterized. The record is from RefSeq and is a predicted model, not a curated record. NCBI's taxonomy places the organism in Eukaryota, Fungi, Ascomycota, Sordariomycetes, Hypocreales, Bionectriaceae. The transcript has 6 exons. Bases 1 to 1617 code for a protein of 538 amino acids.